Brienomyrus brachyistius is the source of this 587-nucleotide messenger RNA. Its product is annotated as CD209 antigen-like protein E. Bases 1 to 456 code for a protein of 151 amino acids. NCBI's taxonomy places the organism in Eukaryota, Metazoa, Chordata, Actinopteri, Osteoglossiformes, Mormyridae. The record is from RefSeq and is a predicted model, not a curated record. The transcript has 5 exons.
AUGGGUGACAUCUACACCAACGUGGAGCUGGAUGACGGGAUAUAUGCCAAUUCAACCUUUGUUGAUGGUCAUGAACGCAGCACAAGCACAAGUAAACUGAAACCACCUAAUUCUACAGAUAAAGAAGCAUUUGAGGUCAUUAGGACACAGGUCAAAGAACUACAGGAUAGUAAAGAGAAGCUGGAAGUUCGCAUCUGUCCUCAGAACUGGAUGAGUUUCAACUUAAGCUGUUACUACAUUUCCAAUGAGACGCAGAGCUGGAAUGACAGCCGGAAGAAAUGCAUAGAGAAAGGAGCAGAUUUGGCGAUCAUCAGCAGCAGAGUGGAACAGGUUUUCAUCGAUGAUUUUAAUGGACGUUUCUGGAUCGGUUUGACUGACCUGCAUGAAGAAGGAACCUGGAAAUGGGUGGAUGGGGAAGUAAUUCCCAAAGAAAAAGGACUGUAUCCCCAGUGGUAAGCGACACAUGUAGUCCUACUCUACCGAGUUCAAAAACAUGAAACAACCUGUUUGCUGCCAGACUCUGGAGGAAAGGCCAGCCUGACAACUUCCAGGAAGAAGACUGUGUGGAGUCCAGGAACACUGAUACC